Messenger RNA from Miscanthus lutarioriparius, 1137 nucleotides. The record is from the annotation of a GenBank genome assembly. Lineage: Eukaryota; Viridiplantae; Streptophyta; Magnoliopsida; Poales; Poaceae.
AUGGACAACUCGGCGGAGGUGAAGCUGGUGGACGAGAUCGCGGGAGAGGGAGGGGCGGAGGGGGACUGGGGCUACCUGGGCUCCGACGGGAUGGGCUCCGGCUCCUACCCGGGGUACCCCUUCCCCAGGGACGUCCUCUCCACGCCGACCUCUGCGUCGCUGCUCCUCUCCAUGGACCCCGCCGCGCUCUUCGACUUCAACAGCACCUUCCCGCCCUCCUCCUCCGCCGCCGCCACCGCCGGCUCCGCGCUGCCCGCCUUCCACGACUUCAGCUGCGUCAACCCCUUCGACGACGCCGGCCACUUCCUCGGCGGUCCCCCGCCGCUGCCGGCGGCGGCGGCGGCACAGCAGCAGGGGCAGAAAGGUGGGUUCUUUGCGCCGCCGCCGGGCUCGGACUUCAACGACACCGGGAUGAGCUGGGACGACGAGGACGAGAUCGACCAAAGCAUCGACGCCUCCUCCAUGGCCAUCUCGGCCUCCAUGGAGAAUGCUGCGGGCGCGGCGGCGGGGGGAAGUGGCGCCGGCGGUGGCAGCGGGAGAGGCAAGAAGAAAGGGAUGCCGGCCAAGAACCUCAUGGCCGAGCGCCGCCGUCGCAAGAAGCUCAAUGACCGCCUCUACAUGCUGCGCUCGGUGGUGCCCAAGAUCAGCAAGAUGGAUAGAGCUUCUAUCCUUGGUGAUGCAAUUGAGUAUCUGAAGGAGCUUCUGCAAAGGAUCAGCGAUCUUCACAAUGAACUCGAGUCGUUAGCUUCAAGCUCUUCGUUUGUUGGACCAACAUCAGCUAGCUUCAACACAUCAACACCAACAUUGCAGACAUUUCCUGGCCAAGUCAAGGAAGAACUUUGCCCAGGCUCAUUCCCUAGCCCUACUGGACAACAAGCCACGGUUGAAGUCAGGAUGAGGGAAGGGCAUGCAGUCAAUAUCCACAUGUUCUGUGCGCGUAGGCCAGGCAUCCUGCUGUCCACAAUGACGGCCCUCGACAGCCUAGGCCUCGACAUCGAGCAGGCGGUCAUCAGCUGCCUCAAUGGCUUUGCAAUGGAUGUCUUCCGAGCUGAGCAGUGCGCGGAUGGUCCUGGAAUGGUGCCUGAAGAAAUUAAGGCCGUGCUGAUGCACACUGCCGGUCUCCACAACGCAAUGUAG